GUGGUGACUCCUACAUUACUACUCCCUCCGUUUCAAGGAAAUAGAAUUUGUGUGGCUGUAAAAUUUUUAAGUUUGUGGUCUGAAAUCUGUCAUAUUAUUUGAGCGGCUAUAAUUGCUUCUUAUUAAGAAAAUAUUGAAAGGUUACUAAUAAAGAAACAGUGUCAAUCUUUUUAAAAUUACGGGAGUAAUUACUAGCUAGUAGUCAUUAUUUUUGCAAGAGUCUUGGCAAGAACAGAUGCAUCACUUAAGGGGACUCAAGAGGAAACUAAUAUCAUCCUCUGCCUCUGCAGAAAAGCUGAAAAAAGAGCAGUAUUUAAAGAAUGGAGGUGCACUGCUAGAGGAGUUUAUUGCUUUAUGCGACGGAAAAUGCCAAAUUCCCCUCAGUUACUUCAGUGCCACAGAAAUCGAGAGGGCAAUAAAACACCUUGAAAAUACCAUGGAGAUCUUCAACAGUCAUAUAGUUAUGGCCUCACUGGAUAACCGUCGUGUUUUAAUGAGGUUCGUCCCACCAGAACAUUUUGAAAAUCUCAAUAAUAUAUGCCGAGAUAUAGCAGUUACUUCUCAGAUGAGUCAUCUCAAGAAUGUGCUAAAACUUGUUGGUUGCUGCCUAGAGCUUCCGGAACCAGUUCUUGUGUAUGAAUAUGUUGAUGCUAUAUCUCUUGAAAAUUUACUUUUCAAGAAGUGUAAUGCUAAAAAAUCAGUUUCUUGGGAACGCAGAUUGCGUAUUGCCAAUGAGGUUUCUUCAACAAUUGUUUAUCUCCAUAGUGAAUUUACUACGCCAAUCAUCCAUAGAGAUAUAAAGCCAUCGAAUGUGAUUAUAGAUCAGAAUAACAGUGUUGCCAAAAUAAUGAACUUCUCAUACUCCAUAUCAUUGCCUCCGGGAGAAUUGGAAGUAGAAGAUGUUGUUUGUGGAACAUAUUGGUUUGUAGAUCCUGAAUAUAUGGUCUCGGGAGUUGUUACUCAAAAGACUGACGUCUACAGCUUCGGAGUUCUUCUCUUCCAGCUAUUAACCAGAAAGAAAGUGAGUAUGAUUGAUGGCAAGAUGAAAGAUUACGAACAAUUACCCAACUGUGUCGAAUAUAAUAUUGAAGAGUGUAAUGUAAUGGAUAUAGUGGAUCCUACCAUUUUGGCCGAAGAGCGUGGAAUUGAUAUUCAACAACUAUUGGAUGACUACUUAGAUCUUGUUAAGAGAUGUACGCUCUCGAAGGGUGAAGAUAGACCAUACAUGAUUGAUGUUGCAAAGGAAUUACGUCGAAUUGAGAAGUGUUUUCGUGUCCUCACUCAAGGUCUGCAUUAGAUGUGUGUGUUUUACACGAUGGCAAAAUUACUGUAAAAUUCAAACUCUUGGUUGUUACGAACAGUCACCAGGGAACAUUACGAGUUUGCAGGAACAAACUCUUUACUCAUGGCUCAUACAAACUCAUUAUUGAUGGCUGUUGUUUGAUGUAAAAUCUUAAUAAAGGAGUUACCCUGCAUAUGAAGCACAGUUUGAACUAGCUUGCACUUGUGAAAUGUCCAUGGCUCCUGUUGUUUCUAACUUUCUGGUUGUUUUCUUUUCGUUACUGUUGUGCUUAUGCUUCACUUAGUCGAGGGUCUAUUUGAAACAAACUAUCUAUCUCCACGAGGUAGGGAUAAGAUCUGCGUACACGUUAUCCUCUUUUGAAGAUUAUUCUUUGUUCCA
This is a messenger RNA of Nicotiana tabacum (common tobacco), 1681 nucleotides long. RefSeq names its product non-functional pseudokinase ZED1-like. The record is from RefSeq and is a predicted model, not a curated record. Gene Ontology annotation, biological process: cell surface receptor signaling pathway; protein phosphorylation. NCBI's taxonomy places the organism in Eukaryota, Viridiplantae, Streptophyta, Magnoliopsida, Solanales, Solanaceae. Gene Ontology annotation, cellular component: plasma membrane. Gene Ontology annotation, molecular function: protein serine/threonine kinase activity; ATP binding.